UUAAUAAUCCUCAUCGUUUAUGUGUUAGCUUUGACAGAUCUUGCUUAGUCAAUAAACUUAGCAAAAAAACUAACGCGCAACCGCGGCUUCCAUUUCUUCUCAUAUUCCCUUCCCAAGCAACACAACACAAAGUUGGUUCGGUUCGGCUCGAUGGAGUACGAAUAUAACAGAAGCAGAUCCGGCCCCCAAGUUCCGAUGUACCGUGCUCCGCCCUCUUCCAUCUACCCCAAGAUCGGUCCUCACCCUCAAACCGCCGCCCCUCCCCCGCCUCGUCCCUUUCCUUAUCAGCACAAUCCCACUCCUUCACCUUCUCUUGGAUUGGGCAUUAAGGUUGCUAUCAAGCCGGAAUUUAGGAUCACACAGCCGCCUCAUUUAUUACCACAUGUGGGAGAUAUUCCACGGAGCAACUUCCAAUUUGAUUUUGGAUUGGAGAGGAAAAUUUUGGCCGAAGCUGAGAAGGAUAACCCAAAUUGGACCAAAUUUGGGGUAGAAAAUCUUCCAACUAAAGCUUCUGAUACAUCCUCGUCAAAGGUUACUUCUUCAGACCCCGUUGUGAGCAAGUAUAUAGCCAUGGGACUCAGCCGAGAGGCAGUUCAAAUUGCUGUUACAAAUUAUGGUGAUAAUCCAACCAAAGUUCAAGAAUUUGUCAAUGGAUACACCCUUCUGCGUGAAAUGGGAUUUUCAUCAAACAGCGUUGCAGAAGCCUUAGUUAUGCAUGACAAUGAUACAGACAAGGCAUUGGCACAUUUCCUUAAUGGCUCAUCAUGAAACCUCGGCACAUAUCUGUUGUAGGUAUCAUUUGUGGAUAAAGAAAUUUGUGAUCCUUUUGUAUAAUGAUAAAUAAUGAUCAAAUAUAGGUAGAGUCAUACUGGCAAUCUCUUAUUGUCAGUUGUGGGAUAUUGGUUUUAGGGUUUCGGUGUUUUUAGAGGGAACAAAUAGAAGUGAUUAUUGCCUAUAUUAUUUUACAUAAGAAAGACAGUUCUUUUUUGGUCAAAAAAAGUUCAUUGUAUUUGCUUUUGGCCAAGAUUUAAGUCCUUCGGGCAUGUUUGGUUGGGAUUGUAUAUGGUAAUUUAUCCUUUUAUUUA
Molecule: messenger RNA, 1085 nt
Organism: Vicia villosa (hairy vetch)
Lineage: Eukaryota; Viridiplantae; Streptophyta; Magnoliopsida; Fabales; Fabaceae
Exons: 5
Coding region: 151-768 (205 amino acids)
Biological process (GO): ubiquitin-dependent protein catabolic process via the multivesicular body sorting pathway
Cellular component (GO): ESCRT I complex
Molecular function (GO): ubiquitin binding
Source: RefSeq, a predicted model, not a curated record